AUGUUUAAUUGUGGAGCGGCUACUUUUGAAGAUGUAAUGGAACUAACCCCGCGAAUGGAGGAUGAAGAGAUCCCUUGUUCGCUCCCUUCUCUCGGCGAGAAUCCUUCCCGAUUUAUGCUCGCUGUUAGCGCAGGAACAAAACGAGCCUAUGAUUUAUUGUUCCUGACCGUUUGCGCUUACCACUACUGCCUUCUCUCUGCCAUGCGAACGAAGGAAUCUAUCGUCAAUUUCUGCCACGCUGCCAAAGCCUUUUUUAAAGACUUCAUUCAACUAUACCCAGAUGAACAACAAAUUUUGUGCAAACGCAUCUUCCAAGUCUACUACCACACAAAUUACGGCGACGCAAUCAAGAUUUUCUUCACCUUUUGCUUUGCCUACGUUUUAUUUUCCUUCAGAGUUUACUAG
Messenger RNA from Oikopleura dioica, 405 nucleotides. NCBI's taxonomy places the organism in Eukaryota, Metazoa, Chordata, Appendicularia, Copelata, Oikopleuridae. The record is from the annotation of a GenBank genome assembly.